Camellia sinensis is the source of this 642-nucleotide messenger RNA. Lineage: Eukaryota; Viridiplantae; Streptophyta; Magnoliopsida; Ericales; Theaceae. The record is from RefSeq and is a predicted model, not a curated record.
AUGGAAAACAGAGUUGAUAUUAAUGAUGAAGAAGAAGUUCUUCACAUAGUCAUGUUCCCGUGGUUAGCCAUGGGUCACCUCAUCUCAUUCCUCCACCUCUCCACCACCUUAGCCACCAAGGGCCACCGCAUCUCCUUCAUCUCCACCGCCGGAAACCUCCGCCGCCUCCACCAAAUCCCUCCCCGCCUCUCCCCUCUCAUCACCUUCAUCCCCUUCCCCGCCAUCCCCAACUUACCACCCAACACCGAAUCCUCCAUGGACGCACCACACCACCAAGCUCAGCUCCUCAAAAUCCCCUUCGAUUUUCUCAAACAACCACUCUUAGAUUUUCUCGAGAAAAUUAGCCCGAACCCAGAUUGGAUUAUCUAUGAUUAUGCCUCUGAUUGGCUACCGGGACUUGCGGCGGAGAUGAGUGUUUCGUGUGCUUUUUUCAGCCUUUUUAAUGUUGCGACGAUGGUGUUUUUUGGGCCUCCGGCGAAGGUGUUGAGCGGGGAUUGUGUGAGGAGCAGUGCAGAGGAUUUUACGGUGGUGCCGAAGUGGGUGAAGAUGGAAUCAAAAAUCGUGUAUAGAGUUCAUGAGUUGACCAAGUAUAUGGAGGGCUCCGAGGGUAACCAGUCAGGUCAUGAGCGUGAAGAACUUUAG